Molecule: messenger RNA, 7542 nt
Organism: Salmo salar (Atlantic salmon)
Lineage: Eukaryota; Metazoa; Chordata; Actinopteri; Salmoniformes; Salmonidae
Source: RefSeq, a predicted model, not a curated record
GUGGAGCUGGACUCAAAGUUCCAGAAUCAGACUUGUGGGCUGUGUGGAGACUUCAAUGGAGUCCAGAUUUACGACGAGUUCAUUAGUCAUGGUGAUCAUCUGAAGACAAUCGACUAUGGUGAUAUUUGGAAGAUGAAUGGCCCAACAGAGACCUGUACAGAAAUCCCUGGUCACACUGAACAGUGUGAAGAACAGACCGAACUUUGUGAGCAGCUUCUCACCAGUCUUGCCUUCAGUAGCUGUAAGGACCUGAUUGCCACAGACUCCUUCAUCAAGGCCUGUGCAGAAGACAUGUGUCACUGUGGCAACAGCAGCAGCAGUUCCUGCGCCUGCCCCACCAUGUCAGAGUACUCCCGCCAGUGUGCUCACGCAGGGGGGAAACCCCAAGAGUGGAAGACCGACCAGUUCUGCAUGAAGACGUGUCCUCUAAGCAUGCAGUACCAGGAGUGUGGUAGUCCCUGCACUGAUACCUGCUCCAACCCAAAGAGGAACCAGCAUUGUGAGGAACACUGCACCGACGGAUGCUUCUGCCCUGCUGGAACCGUGUUUGAUGACAUCACUCAGACUGGCUGUGUAGCUGUGAACCAGUGCUCUUGUCUCCACAACGGACAAACUUACCAGCCUGGACAAUCAUUCUCAAGAACAUGCCAUGAAUGUACCUGUAUCCAAGGCCAGUGGAGUUGUGUGGAUCUAGAUUGCCCAGCUACCUGCUCCAUAGUGGGAGGUUCCCACAUCACCACCUACGAUGGGAAAGCCUACACCUUCCAUGGAGACUGCUCAUAUGUCCUGUCCAAGCAAACCAACAAGACUGCUUUCACAGUCCUGGGUGACAUAGUGAAAUGUGGGAAGACGGACGUUGAGACCUGCCUAAGAUCUGUAACCCUGGUGACUCCAGAGUCCAUGAUUAUCGUCAUCGAGGCCAGUGGAAAGGUCUUUGUCAACAAGAUGUUUUCUCAGUUGCCGCUUUUCAUGGCGGAUGUAAAGAUCUUUCAGCCCUCUACGUUCUACAUCGUCGUGCAUACCUCUUAUGGGCUCCGACUAGAGGUGCAGAUAACACCUAUAAUGCAGGUCUACAUCGUAGCUAGCAGUUCACACAAAGAAAAAACCCAGGGUCUUUGCGGAGACUUUAACAGCAUCCAAGCUGAUGACUUCAGAACCAUCAAUGGACUCGUGGAAGGAACCGCUGAAUCAUUUGCCAACACGUGGAAGACCAAAGCAAGCUGUCCUGAUGUGGCACAGAGCUUUGAGAUCCCAUGCAGUCUGAGUGUAGAGAACGAGAGAUAUGCCAAGCACUGGUGCUCGAUGCUGUCAGAUCGUGCAGGAAUAUUUUCCCAAUGCCACACUGAGAUCAACCCAAAUUACUACAAGGAAAUCUGCCUAUAUGACAGCUGUAACUGUGAGAGGAGUGAGGAGUGCAUGUGUGCUGCGGUCUCCUCCUACGUCCAUGCAUGUGCUGCUGCAGGCGUCCUGCUCAGUGGAUGGAGAAACACCACCUGUGGGAAGUACUCCUCUAGCUGCCCUGACACGAUGGUCUAUGACUACACCAUGACCAGCUGUGACCGCACCUGUCAUUCACUGAGCCAGCCAGACUUUACCUGCCAGUUAGACCAUGUGUCUGUGGACGGCUGUGGCUGUGCCGAGGGAACCUACCUGAACGACCAGGGAGAGUGUGUCCCUGCCUCACGCUGCUCCUGCUACCAUGGAGGCACAGUAGUACCCCCUGGAGAGGUCACCAGUAUCUAUGGGGUUACUUGCUCUUGCAGACAAGGGAAAUUAAGCUGUGCUGGAGAACCAAAACAUUUAUCCUGUGAAGAACCAAUGGGUUUCUUCAACUGUUCAAGUGCAGGGCCCGGAGCCCAGGGCUCAGAGUGUCAGAAGAGCUGUCAAACACUAGACAGUCACUGUAUCAGUGCAGAGUGUGUGUCGGGCUGUGUAUGUCCUGAUGAUCUGCUGUCUGAUGGAAACGGAGGAUGCAUCAAGGAAGACCUAUGUCCCUGUUCUCACAAUGGAGUCUUCUACCAACCUGGACAUGUGCUCAAAGUAGACUGCAAUACCUGCACUUGCGAAGGCAGAAAAUGGCAGUGUACCAAUAAGGAGUGUGAUGGGAUGUGUGCCAUAUAUGGAGAUGGGCAUUUCAUCACUUUUGAUGAGGAAAGGUUCACUUUCAAUGGAGAUUGUGAAUACACUCUUACUCAGGACUACUGCAGCAACAAUGCAAACGGUACCUUCAGAGUGAUCACAGAGAACAUUCCCUGUGGAACCACUGGCACCACCUGUUCCAAGGCCAUCAAGCUCUUCUUGGGGAGCAAUGAGAUCAUACUAGCAGAUGAAUCUGUAAAAGUGAUCAAACAAGAGAACGGGGUAGACGUGCCAUACCAGGUCCACUCUAUCGGUCUCUAUGUUGUUGUUGAGGCUGAAAAUGGCCUGAUCCUCAUGUGGGAUAAGAAGAAUAGCCUGUUCAUCAAACUCAGCUCUACCUUCCAGGGCCAAGUGUGUGGUCUGUGUGGAAACUAUGACGGUAAUGGAAAGAACGACUUCACGUCCAGAAACCAGGAAGUGGUGGUUGAAGCUCUGGAGUUUGGAAACAGCUGGAAAGUGUCACCCAGUUGCCCCAACGCUGAUGUCAUAAAAAACCCAUGCACUUUAAGAUCAUACAGGCAGUCCUGGUCUCUCAAACGCUGCAGCAUCAUCACCAGUAAGGUUUUCUCAGCCUGCCACUCACAGGUGGACCCCACGCCAUUCCAUGAUGCCUGUGUGAGGGACUCGUGUGCCUGUGACACUGGGGGAGACUGCGAGUGUUUCUGUACAGCUGUAGCAGCCUACGCCCAGGCCUGUAACGAGGCAGGGGCUUGUAUCAAGUGGAGAACACCAGAUAUCUGCCCUCUGUUCUGUGAUUUCUACAACCCUAUUGGUGAGUGUGAGUGGCAUUAUAAUCCAUGUGGAUAUCCCUGUAUGAAGACCUGCAAGAAUCCCUCAGGAACAUGCUCCAGUCAGAUCCCUGCGCUGGAAGGUUGCUAUCCAAAAUGUCCUUCGGCCAAGCCUUAUUUGGAAGAAAGUACCAUGAAGUGUGUCAGUAAGGAGUACUGUGGUUGCUACGAUGGAGAUGGAACUCAUUACAACGAGAGAGAGGUUAUACCUUCCAAGGAGAACUGUCAGAAAUGUCGUUGCUCAUCAACUGAGGUCAGAUGCAGCUAUGAUGUCCAAGCUUGCUAUUGUUUAUACGGCGGCAGAACAUACCCGUAUGGAGCGACCAUAUAUCACAUACCUGACGGUGAUGAGAGAUGCAUUACUGCCACCUGCAAAGAGAACGGAACCAUUGUCCGGAUUAUAAAUCCCUGUCCCAGCACCACAACUCCUACAACUACACCAAGUGUUACAACAACACAGAUAUCCACUCAAGCACCGACCACAACAGUAUUUGUUUUCUCAACUCCUACCACUACCCCAACCACAACUCCUACCACUACCCCCACAACAACCCCUACCACCUACACAACCCCUACCACUACCCCCACAACAACCCCUACCACUACCCCCACAACAACCCCUACCACCUACACAACCCCUACCACUACCCCCACAACAACCCCUACCACUACCCCAACAACAACCCCUACCAAUACCCCCGCAACAACCACUACCCCCACAACAACCACUACUUCACCAACAACCACUUCACCCACUACUACUCCACACUGCCUGAUCAAGACUGUCUGUGAUUGGUCAGGCUGGAUUGACAGUUACUAUCCUACUAUAGAAACAGGAGGAGAUUAUGAAACCAUAGAAAAUAUAAGGAAAUCUGUUAAAAAUAUUUGUAGCCAACCUAAGGAAGUAGAAUGCAGAGCCAUAGGCUUCAUCGAUGUUCCUUUGGCCGAACUAGGUCAAGAUGUUAAAUGCAAUCCCUCAGUUGGACUGAUAUGCCACAACAAGGAUCAAGGCAUCCCACCAAUAUGCUACAACUACGAGAUCAGAGUCAGAUGUUGUGUUGAUGUUUGUAGCAAUGAGACAACUACCACCUCAGAAAGGCCCACAACAACCAUUACAACAUCAACAACUAUCCCAACAACAACAACAACAACAACAACAACAACAAGAACAACAACUACCCCAACAACAACAACAACAACAACAACAACAACAACAGAAGGUCCAACAACAACACCAGAAAGUCCAUCAACCACAACUAAGUCAACAACUUCAUCCAACAACAACAACAGAAAAAUCAACAACACCUACCACCACUACCCCCACAACAACAACCACCACCACAGGAAGUCCAUCAACCACAGCUGGAUUAGCAAAUACUAUCCCUCUGUUGGACCAGAAGGAGGAGAUUAUGAAACCAUAGAAAAUAUAAGGAAAUCUGGUAUUGAUAUUUGUAGCCAACCUAAGGAAGUAGAAUGCAGAGCCAAAGACAUCGAUGCUUCUUUGGCCGAACUAGGUCAAAAUGUUAAAUGCAAUCCCUCAGUUGGACUGAUAUGCCACAACAAGGAUCAAGGCAUCCCACCAAUAUGCUACAACUACGAGAUCAGAGUCAGAUGUUGUGCUGAUGUUUGUAGCAAUGAGACAACUACCACCUCAGAAAGGCCCACAACAACCAUUACAACAUCAACAACUAUCCCAACAACAACAACAACAACAACAGAAAGUCCAACAACAACAACUACCCCAACAACAACAACAACAACAACAACAACAACAGAAGGUCCAACACCACAACCCUAUCAUUACCCCAACAACAACCCCUAUCAUUACCCCAGCCACAACCCCUACCUUUACCCCAACAACAACCCCUAUCAUUACCCCAACAACAACCCCUAUCAUUACCCCAACAACAACCCCUAUCAUUACCCCAGCCACAACCCCUACCUUUACCCCAACAACAACCCCUAUCAUUACCCCAACAACAACUCAUUUCACUACCCCAGCCACAACCCCUACCUUUACCCCAGCCACAACCCCUACCAUUACCCCAACAACAACCCCUAUCAUUACCCCAGCCACAACCCCUACCUUUACCCCAGCCACAACCCCUACCAUUACCCCAACAACAACCCCUAUCAUUACCCCAGCCACAACCCCUACCUUUACCCCAGCCACAACCCCUACCUUUACCCCAGUUCCUUGAUAUAUAAUGAGACUGACGGGGCAGGCUGGUGUUUCACCUCCUAUUGUAACUCAAGUUGUAUUGUUGAGAAACAAGCCAGACCAUGUCCCUCUACGACCCCAGCUACAGUCAGCACUGUCUCAACUACAGUCAGCACUGUCUCAGCAACAACAGAAGCUACACAUUCUACACCAUCUACAUUGUCCCCGACUACACCUUACAUGGGCUGUGAAUAUGCCAUUCCACCAAGAAAGGAUGGAGAGACUUGGAAGACAGACAACCGCACUACUCAAACUUGCCACAGCGGUGUAAUUACCACAACGUAUGUGGUCUGUGAGUCUGCAGAAAAGCCUGUGUGUGAAAAUGGAUUCCCACCAGCUAAAGUCUAUGACGAAUCAGGUUGCUGCUAUCACUACGAAUGUGAAUGUAUAUGCUAUGGAUGGGGAGACCCUCACUACGUCACAUUUGAUGGCCAGUAUUACAGUUUCCAGGAAAACUGCACCUACGUUUUGAUGAAAGAAAUAGUUCCUCGACAGAACUUCAGUGUCAACAUCGACAACUAUAACUGCGAUCCGUCUGGACAUGCGACCUGCCCUCAGUCUCUGAUUGUCUAUUACAAGUCCUAUAAAAUUGUUCUUACUCCGAAGAGAUUAAACGUGACAACAAAUAUGGUUUACAUCAAUGGAAAUCAGAUCUUCCCGACCUAUUCUAAUGAAGACCUCAUGAUCACCAGCACUGGGGUAGAGUUACUGUUGAAGAUCCCUGCCAUUAAAGCAACAGUGAUGUUUAAGUCCAUUAUGUUCAGUGUAACCCUGCCAAACUCCCUAUUCCACAACAACACAGAGGGGCAGUGUGGUACCUGUGACAAUAACAGGAAAAACGAUUGCAGAUUACCGAAUGGACAGAUUGAUACAUCAUGUCCUGGGAUGGCUCAUGAAUGGAAGAUUCCUGAUGAUAAAAAACCCUACUGUGAACUGCAACCCCCUACCCCACCUACCCCUACGCCUCCACCCUGCCUGUCAGGGAAACACAGCAAUCUAUACAAUGACAAAUAUGUGCAUUCAUGUCAGGGAGCACAAAUGACCCGUGACUUUGUAUGUGACUCAUUCAUGGAGGGCUGUUUCUGCCCUGAGGGUACCGUCUUGUUCAACACAUUCUCUGACACCUGUGUUCGUGACUGUGGAUGUACAGGACCUGAUGGAAAACCCAAACGGUUUCAAGUCUCUGCUAACAGUGUUUGUUUUGUCCCAACACAGUUUGGUGAGACUUGGAACAGUAACUGCCAGAAGUGCACGUGUAAUGCUGACACACUGAGUGUCCAGUGUGAACCAGUGAACUGUCCGCCCCAAGAAAUUGUUACCUGUAAGAAGUACGGUGAGGUGUUGGUCAACGAGAUGGUGGACUGCUGUCAGAUAAAUAAAUGCGUACCCAAACCUGUUUGUGUCUACAAUAAUACUGAAUACAUGCUUGGUGAAAAUGUUCCCAGCAGCACCUGUGAGGAGUGCAAGUGUGGCCCUAAUAAGGAUCCAGUUUCCAAGCUGUAUGUUGUAGACUGUGUCCAAAUCAACUGUUCCACCACUUGCCAAACGGGUUAUGAGUAUGAAGUCGUACCUGAGAAAUGUUGUGGAACGUGUGUCCAGAAGGACUGUGUUGUAGUUCUCCCAGAUGCCACAUCUCACAUCAUUCAGCUUGGGAAGUUUUGGUCACCCCCUAGUGACCGCUGUGUGAAGUAUGACUGCUCAAAAACAAACAAACAGCUCAUCGUUGUGAAAUCCAAAUUGGAAUGCCCAGUGUUCCGUCCAGAGGACUGCGUCCCUGGAACUGAGAAAACUGAUGCAAGUGGAUGUUGCACAACCUGCACUUUACGUAGUCACUGUGAUGUGAAGAACACCAUCACCUACCUAGAGGUGAAUAACUGCAGGUCUACUGUGCCGGUGGAAAUCUCAGCCUGCGGGGGAUCCUGUGGAACGUCUUCUAUGUACUCUGCAGAGAAAAACACCUUGAUGCACUCCUGCUCCUGCUGUCAGGAGAUGUCUACCAGUGAGAGGAAGGUGGAGAUGCUCUGCCCUGACGGGAAGAAGAUCAUGCAGAACUACAUUUACAUUGAUAAGUGCGGCUGCCAUGACUCUGAGUGUGACAAGAAGAACCACGUAGAUUAGGAAUUGAAGAAUUAAGUCUUUUGAAAUGUUCUUAUUUACAUUAACUGCAUGGAAUAUUAAAUACUUUUAUCUAAAGGGAACCAAUAGGGGCUGUCUAAUUAUCAUAUAGGCUACUUUUCAUAAGGUGAAUGCACCAAUUUGUAAGUCGCUCUGGAUAAGAGCGUCUGCUAAAUGACUUAAAUGUAAUGUAAAUGUACUUUCAUGAACUGUAUGUCCUUUCUCUCUACACUAUCAUAGACAUUAUGCAAACGUAUUAAACUGAUGAAGAAGCAUGAA